Mucor velutinosus is the source of this 1653-nucleotide messenger RNA. RefSeq lists its product as uncharacterized. NCBI's taxonomy places the organism in Eukaryota, Fungi, Mucoromycota, Mucoromycetes, Mucorales, Mucoraceae. The transcript has 4 exons. The record is from RefSeq and is a predicted model, not a curated record. Gene Ontology annotation, molecular function: UDP-glycosyltransferase activity. Bases 1 to 1653 code for a protein of 550 amino acids.
AUGAAAUAUACUGCCAUUUUGCUGUUUGCAGCAAGUGUGAUUGUUCAACAAGCUUGUGUUGGUGCAGUCGAAUUGGAGCCAACCUUUCAACAAAAGCAUGCUUCAAAGAAUAUUGCCUUUUUUGCUCCAUUUGGUGGUGCAUCCCAUAUGACCUGGAUGCUGAACAUUGGCAAUGAGCUCGGUAUGAGAGGCCAUAACUUUACUUUCCUCACGGUGGAUGAAUUCACUAGAUUGGGUAGAUCAAGUCCUUAUGUGAAUACAAUUAGUGUUGGUGAAGGGGUGGAUGUGAGUGACACGGCUCAAUAUACUAGAGAACUGAAGGGGACAACAAAAGAUACCGUCAAAUUUAUGGGCAAGGGAUUCGAAUACAUGUACGCCAAUUUUGAAAGAGACUUCGAGGCUGCAAAGAAGUUUUUUGAGAGCAACGAUAUUGAUCUGGCUAUUUGCGACCACUUUUCUGAUGCUUGCUACAGUGCGGCUGAUAUGUUGCGCAUUCCAUAUAUUGUUACAUCGACGCUUCCGAUAACAAAAGAUGGUGGAGCUACUUAUAUCAACAACAAGCUGACAACUAUGGUCGAUUUCACUACUGAAUUCCAGUCUUUUGCAACUCGUUUUACCAACAAAUUCUUUGUUCCCAUGAUGGAGUUGUAUUACAUUUUACCUCAUCUCAAUCAAUUGGCAGAGAGAAAACGUGCAUUGGGUAUCCCUGCCAAAAUACAAGAGCCAAGUGAAACGUGGAAGAACUCAUUAAAGCUGAUCAACUCACUGAAUGGCUUCUCUGCUCCAAGACCUCUGGGACCUCUCGUUGAGUACGUUGGCCCCAUCAUCCCUAAAACGUAUCAACCUUUAACUGAAGAUCUCAAAGAAUACCUGGAUGCCCAUGAGCGUGUGGCUUACGUUGCAUUUGGUCAAAUGGCAACGCCUGUUGAAAAGGACAUCCACCUCAUCUUGAGCGGCUUGCUAGAGAGCAUUGAGCAAGGAAGAUUGGAUGGGCUUCUUUGGGCAUCUGUUCAUGCCGCAGGCUUCUUUCCAGAUACCAUCACAACUUCUUCAAACACAACCUACAAUGUACAAGACAUGUUUAGUCAAAAGAGCCCUCAUGCUCGUGUGAUCAAAUGGGCGCCUCAAACUGCCGUGCUUCAGCACCCUUCCACUCAAUUGUUUGUCUCUCACGGCGGUCUCGGUUCUUGGUAUGAAUCCAUGUAUUCAGGUACGCGUAUGGUCAUGUUCCCCUUUUUUGGUGAUCAACCAGGAAAUGCCUUGUUGAUUGAACGUGGUAAAUUGGGUGGUAUUUUGAAGAACGAUUUCACUGUGCCUCAAGCUGUUGAAUUGUUCCGUCAAAUCUUGGAUGAUGAAGAUGGUGAAAUCACAAAGAACGUAAACAAGUAUCAGGCUUUGGUCCAGAUCCAUUCAAGACGUGGUGUUGCCAAAGGUGCAGAUUUGAUUGAAGAGGUUGCUUAUACGCACGAAAAUGGUCUUUUGAAGCAUCGUCAGAGCGCUGACCAACGUAUGAGCUACCUCAAAUCCCAUGAUUUAGACCUCUACGGUGGUCUGUUGAUUGUCGUUGGCCUUAGUCUGUGGGUCAUCACUACCAUAGUCAAGUAUAUUACGUUGCAUUUGAACAGCACGUCUGCAAAAGUAAAGAAAAAUUAG